Ctenopharyngodon idella (grass carp) is the source of this 1193-nucleotide messenger RNA. RefSeq names its product INO80 complex subunit C (gene ino80c). Gene Ontology annotation, biological process: chromatin remodeling. Lineage: Eukaryota; Metazoa; Chordata; Actinopteri; Cypriniformes; Xenocyprididae. The transcript has 5 exons. Gene Ontology annotation, cellular component: Ino80 complex. The record is from RefSeq and is a predicted model, not a curated record. Bases 114 to 740 code for a protein of 208 amino acids.
GGUUUACUCAUUUCUUCCGGGUGAAUAGGAUGUUGUGAUUUAGCUGUAGGCUAACGAGCUCUCAACAGAGUUUUUACAAAAUUUCAGGUUAUGUUCGUUGCUUAAAACUACAAAUGUCUGCGUCUUCCGAACCGGGAAUAUCAAAAGCAAGGGAUUUGAAUCCAGCGACGCUCUCGACGAGUAAAGCACAGACAGCGGCGGCGUUAGUUGCUCAAGCCCGGAGCAAGAAGCGAGCCGUCAGUCCUGCGACCCACACAGCACUUCAGCCAAAUAAUAACAACAGCAAAAAGAAAAAAACACAACCUGCAUCGUUAACUACUCAAGCUCAGGUUGCCCCAGUAGAAGGGACUUCUGAAGGAAAACCAGCGGCAGCUGUUGAUGUAGAGACUGUUACCAAGAGUCUGCCUUUUAAAAACCCUAACUUUGUGCACUCAGGUAUUGGUGGAGCAGCAGCAGGGAAGAAGAACAGGACUUGGAAGAAUCUGAAGCAGAUUUUAGCAGCAGAGAAAGCACUGCCCUGGAAAAUCACUGAUCCUAACUACUACAGCAUAGAUGCACCUCCUUCUAUGAAACCUGCUAAAAAGUACUCGGACAUCUCAGGUCUGCUGGCAAACUACACUGACCCUCAGACGAAACUGCGCUUCGCAUCAACGGAGGAGUUUUCCUACGUCCGUCAGUUGCCCACAGACGUGGUGACCGGAUACCUGGCUCUCCGCAAAGCCACUUGCAUUGUGCCGUGAGAGAGAACCCCACAAUAAAGAGGGUUGAUGCUCUCUUCCAGGCAUAGACUUUCAUUGGAUUAUUUAGAAUGAACUACUUUUAUUAUUAUUUUUCUUACACUGUUUAUUUUACACAAACUUGUCUGAAAUUGUCUAUAUGUACCUGUAUGUGAACCAAAUAUUAUACAAUGCAAAUGCACGUUGUAACUCCUUAACCAAGAGACUGUUCUCGUCCUUCAAUAUUAGACAAUAAAUCAUAUUAAGACAGCAUUGUACAGUCACAGGAGCAGAUCUUAAACUGAUCCAAAUACUGGUGUGAACUAUAACCAGUAACACAAUGCAAAUUAGACGAUGAAUAGAGACAGGUCUCACACACUCUAGAAAAGUAACAAUUUCUGUUGUCAAUCUCAUAAAACCCCUUAUUAGGGGUUCACAAUGUGGCCAAUGAAUAAAGUCUUUGUUUUUAUAAUCAUA